AUGGCGGACGGAAUCGACCGAAAUGCGGACGAGAAGAUGGAGUUCUCCACGUCCAAGGAGGUCACAGUGGCGCCGACCUUCGAGGCCAUGCACCUGAAGGAAAACCUGCUGCGCGGUAUCUACGCCUACGGUUACGAGUCGCCCUCUGCUGUCCAGUCACGUGCUAUCGUCCAGGUCUGCAAAGGUCGCGACACCAUCGCCCAGGCGCAGUCCGGAACGGGAAAGACAGCGACCUUCUCCAUCUCCAUUCUCCAGGUCAUCGACACUGCGGUGCGCGAGACACAGGCGCUCGUGCUUUCCCCCACUCGUGAACUUGCGACCCAGAUUCAGUCGGUCAUCAUGGGUCUUGGCGACUACAUGAACGUGCAGUGCCACGCCUGCAUUGGAGGCACAAACGUCGGCGAGGAUAUUCGCAAACUGGACUAUGGCCAACACGUCGUCUCUGGAACGCCUGGACGUGUCGCCGAUAUGAUCCGCCGCCGCAAUCUGCGCACUCGCAACAUCAAGAUGCUGGUUCUCGAUGAGGCUGACGAACUCCUCAACCGUGGAUUCCGCGAACAAAUCUACGAUGUAUACCGCUACUUGCCUCCUGCGACACAGGUCGUUGUUGUCUCCGCCACCCUCCCCUACGACGUUUUGGAGAUGACCACCAAAUUCAUGACCGACCCCGUUCGCAUCCUUGUCAAGCGUGACGAGUUGACCCUGGAAGGCCUGAAGCAGUACUUUAUUGCCAUCGAGAAGGAGGAGUGGAAAUUCGAUACACUCUGCGAUCUAUACGAUACCCUCACUAUCACACAAGCUGUUAUAUUUUGCAACACCCGUCGCAAGGUCGACUGGCUGACCGACAAGAUGCGCGAGGCUAACUUCACGGUCUCAUCUAUGCACGGAGACAUGCCGCAGAGGGAGCGUGACAGCAUUAUGCAGGAUUUCCGCCAGGCCAACUCGCGUGUACUGAUUUCGACUGACGUUUGGGCCCGUGGUAUCGACGUUCAGCAGGUUUCGCUGGUCAUUAAUUACGAUCUGCCUUCCAACCGUGAGAACUACAUCCACAGGAUCGGCCGAUCUGGACGUUUUGGACGUAAGGGUGUGGCUAUCAACUUCGUCACCCAGGACGAUGUCCGAAUUCUUCGCGACAUCGAGUUGUACUACUCAACCCAGAUCGACGAGAUGCCCAUGAACGUUGCAGACCUCCUGGCUUAA
Messenger RNA from Ascochyta rabiei, 1200 nucleotides. RefSeq names its product RNA helicase. NCBI's taxonomy places the organism in Eukaryota, Fungi, Ascomycota, Dothideomycetes, Pleosporales, Didymellaceae. The transcript is spliced from 3 exons. The record is from RefSeq and is a predicted model, not a curated record. Bases 1 to 1200 code for a protein of 399 amino acids. Gene Ontology annotation, molecular function: RNA helicase activity; ATP binding; mRNA binding. Gene Ontology annotation, cellular component: catalytic step 2 spliceosome; nucleolus.